This is a messenger RNA of Mangifera indica (mango), 935 nucleotides long. Its product is annotated as ethylene-response factor C3-like. Gene Ontology annotation, molecular function: DNA binding; DNA-binding transcription factor activity. Lineage: Eukaryota; Viridiplantae; Streptophyta; Magnoliopsida; Sapindales; Anacardiaceae. The coding region runs from base 93 to 773 and encodes 226 amino acids. The transcript has a single exon. Gene Ontology annotation, biological process: regulation of DNA-templated transcription; ethylene-activated signaling pathway. The record is from RefSeq and is a predicted model, not a curated record.
UUUGCUUAAUGUUGUCUAUAUAAACACUCAACCUUCAAAUUCAAGUUUCAAACUUCCAUUAAAACAAGAAAAUUUUCUCUCAAAUUUCAUUCAUGGAUUCUUCAUUCUUUGAAUACCCCUAUGCUCAAUUCUCUCCUGAUCAAUCUUCUUCUUCUUAUUCUACUACAAAUUAUUCCCUUGAUGACUCCUCUUUCUCAUCAAACAAUUUCAACAACAGCUUCUAUAACCAACACCUUCCCUUCAAUGAAAAUGACUCUCAAGAGAUGCUUCUUCUAGGACUCCUCAAUGAAGCCCCCACAAAUUCUUUCAAUGAGGAAGUAAGCUCGAGAGGUGAAGCUCAUGAAGGGGAACCUCUAAGAGAACUUUCCUACCGAGGAGUAAGAAAGCGGCCAUGGGGAAAAUAUGCAGCCGAGAUUAGAGACUCAACCAGAAAUGGUGUACGGGUUUGGAUUGGAACCUUUGACACUGCAGAGGCCGCAGCUUUAGCCUAUGAUCAAGCUGCAUUUGCGAUGAGAGGUUCACUGGCGUUACUCAAUUUUCCUGCAGAGAAAGUUUAUGAAUCACUUGUGGAAUUAAAAUACGACUUUGAAGAGGGAUGUUCGCCCGUACUAGCAUUGAAAAAGAUGCACUCGAUGAAGAGAAAAGGUGAGAGUAAGAAGAAAAUAAAAGACAAAGAGAAGAAGUUAGAGAGUUUUGUGGUGUUAGAAGAUUUGGGAGCUGAGUAUUUAGAAGAACUUUUAAGUAUAUCAGAAGCUAGCUGCGAUUAUAAUUAAAAAUCAUUCUCUCUUUGUUUAUUUUUCAGUGAUCUUGCUGAGUUAAGGAUCUAAUUUGUCUAGUUUUUGUUAGAUAAUAAUUUCUUUUUGUUUGUUUGUAAAUUUGUGGAGAGAUAAUGAAUAAAGGAUCCCAGUUUCUAGUGGGGUUCACAUUUUAGUCAA